Molecule: messenger RNA, 1159 nt
Organism: Tinamus guttatus (white-throated tinamou)
Lineage: Eukaryota; Metazoa; Chordata; Aves; Tinamiformes; Tinamidae
Gene: GHITM
Product: growth hormone inducible transmembrane protein
Cellular component (GO): mitochondrial inner membrane
Source: RefSeq, a predicted model, not a curated record
UGUGCUUGCAGAAAUAUAUUAACCAUUUAAGCAACCAUGCUGGCCGCAAGGCUAGUAUGCCUGAGGACGUUAUCAUGCCAGACUAUCCGGCCUGCCAUCGUUCAGACUUCUCCAGCUUUGAGGACCACCAAUAUAAAGGCAUACAAGCUGUGGCAGCCUAGCCAGUGUUACGCCACAAGAGUAAGAACGGGAAUAAGACGUGGAAAAAUUGGCCAAGAGAUCAAAGAAGCAGCAUUUGAGCCAUCUGCAGAAACUGCAAUCAAAGCUGAUCGCCUGGGAAGACUAGUUGUUGCUGGAGGGGCUGCUGUUGGCCUGGGAGCUCUGUGUUACUAUGGAAUGGGCAUGUCCAGUGAGAUUGGAGCUAUUGAAAAAGCUGUCAUUUGGCCACAGUAUGUGAAGGACAGAAUUCGCUCGACCUACAUGUACUUUGCGGGAAGCAUUGGCUUGACUGCACUGUCUGCUGUAGCAGUGAGCAGGUCUCCGGCGCUCAUGAGCCUUAUGACAAGGGGCUCGUGGCUGGCAAUAGGUGCAACUUUUGCAGCUAUGAUUGGUGCUGGAAUGUUGGUCAGGUCUAUAUCCUAUUCAGAUAGUCCAGCAGCUAAGCAUCUUGCCUGGAUGAUGCAUUCAGGUGUGAUGGGUGCAGUGGUGGCUCCUCUAACUUUCUUGGGAGGUCCCCUGCUGGUGAGAGCUGCCUGGUACACAGCUGGCAUCGUUGGAGGGCUCUCCACUGUGGCCAUGUGUGCGCCGAGCGAAAAAUUCCUGAAUAUGGGAGGACCCCUUGGAAUAGGCUUAGGCUUUGUUCUUGCUUCCUCAAUUGGCUCCAUGUUCUUGCCUCCUACAUCUGCUUUUGGUGCUGGUUUGUAUUCCGUAGCCGUUUAUGGUGGGCUGGUGCUCUUUGGGAUGUUCCUGCUCUAUGAUACCCAGCAUGUUAUCAAGCGUGCAGAGACCCUGCCCUACUACGGAGUAGUUAAAUAUGAUCCGAUCAAUGCGUGUCUGGGCAUCUACACGGAUACACUGAACAUCUUCAUUCGGGUGGCCACCAUGCUUGCCACUGGUGGGAGUGGCAGGAGGAAGUAAACCAAGGCUCCUCUGCAACUGUCUGGUGGAUCAAACUUCUUGGUUGUCUGCCUAGUGCAUAUGCUCAAUAAAAACUUGUGAC